Monoraphidium neglectum is the source of this 930-nucleotide messenger RNA. RefSeq lists its product as hypothetical. The record is from RefSeq and is a predicted model, not a curated record. Bases 1 to 930 code for a protein of 309 amino acids. Lineage: Eukaryota; Viridiplantae; Chlorophyta; Chlorophyceae; Sphaeropleales; Selenastraceae. The transcript has a single exon.
AUGCGUAUCAUUUUGUCGGACGGCAGCGGGCGCGGCGCACUCGCCAUCAGCGAUUUGCGGGCGAAGCUGUUGCAGCGUUUGCAGCACCGGUGGCAUCACAAUCACGCGGAGUCGUUGCCGGCGGACACAGUAUUGGCAAGCAGGGUGGCGGCUUGGGUUGAUCCAGAGGCGACGACCGAGAGGGUUGCGUGGCAGCGGCAGCUGUUCAAUCAGCAGGAGCUGGAUACCCAGCAGCAGCAGCAGCAGCAGCAGCAGCAGCAGCAGCUUGGGAAAACUGAGGAGGAGACGGCAGAGGAGGAGGCUGCAGAGAAGGAGCAGGCUCAGGCGCACACAGACAGCGGACGGGGAACGCAGCACCUGCCGUUCAACGGCCAUCUAUUUGCCCUGGUGCGGACCUUGCCUAGCCCUGCGCUUGGGAGCAAUUCGCCAAUAUCGGACAAUCAGAAGUGCAGCGCCUGCCCAGCAGCCGGCCGUGCGGGGUCUGCCCAGCGGGCGCCCGCAUGCUCGCGUGUCGCGCCGCGCUACGGCCUGGCAGAGAUGCGUUCGAUGCCCCCGACCGCCAGGCGGGUGACCUUGCUGGCACUGCAGCUGAUCUUGGAGUUGAGCGAUCGGGAGGCGCGAAAAGUCAAAGGGGGGGCUGGGGAGAGUUAUGAACCCAUCAGCCCCCCACAACUGCGCGGCGAGGCCGACAGGCGCAGCUCGCCGCGCCGUUGCUGCGCGUAUUGCGGCAGGACGUCCUCGCAGGGCGCGGCGCUGCGGCGCUGCGCGGGGUGCGGCGCGCUGACGGGUGUGCGCUACUGCAGCCAGGCCUGCUGCCGCAACCACUGGGCGCGGACGGGGCACAGGCAGCAGUGCGAGCAGGCAAAGCGGCAGCUGUGCAAGCAGCGGCAGCAGCAGCAGCAGCAGCAGCAGCAGCAGCAGCAUGAGUGA